AUGCGUACCAUCGAGGUCUGCAGUGCCCGCGUCUGUCAGAGCUCAGCCCACCCGGGUUCUGGAUCUUCAUGGGCUCGACACCUGGGGUGCAGCGGGCGGCAAGAUUCGUCUCAAGGACACCCGGAUCAGCAACCCUACAUUGUAGUCUGGCAAGAGUUGGUGGAGAACCCCCCACCCUGGGUAAAGCCCUGGGUACAAAAGAAAAUGGGCCCUCGAAUUUUAACUGCCCAGACUCAACCUCAGAAAAAGGAAAAAGAAACUACCAAAGUUUACCCCGAUACUCAAGAUUUGCUUAUGGUUGAUGAUCCCCCUCCCCCUCCUUACCCGCCAGCCCCGGCACUCCUGGCGCCCCCAGCCCCGGCACUCCCGGUGGCCCCAGCCCCAGCACCCUCAGUCCCUGAUGCUGAGGCAGUGGGGCCGGCUCCAGGACCUGCCCAGGGAACUCGGCGCCGCCGAGGGGCCACCUUGGACCCACCGGGCCCCCUUUCUAGUAAAAAGUCUUGGGUGUUCGGGGCCACGGGUCAGAGACAAUAUGCAUGGACUACCCAAAGAACAGUGGACUUAGGAGUGGGACAAGUAAACCACUCAUUCCUUGUUAUACCGGAAUGCCCUACACCCUUGUUAGGAAGAGACAUCUUGACCAAAGUCGGGGCCCAAAUAUCCUUUCAGGCUGAAGAUACCCGAGUGACUGAUAGAGAGAAGAAACCUUUGGGCCUAAGUAUUCUGUCCAUAAGAUUAGAAGACGAGUACCGCCUUUUUAAGGAACCAGAACCCUCCCGAGUUAAUCAAAGGUGGCUCAACUAGUUUUCAGGGGCCUGGGCGGAGACGGCAGGUAUGGGGCUUGCUGUAAAUCAGCCCCCAGUGGUCAUAGAAUUGAAAGCCUCAGCCUCACCAGUAACUGUGAGACAAUAUCCAAUGAGUAAAGAAGCCAGAGAUGGAAUUAGGCCCCAUAUCCAGAGGCUCAUAGAGCAGGGGAUAUUAGUAAAAUGUAAAUCCCCAUGGAACACUCCCUUGCUGCCUGUAAAGAAAGCGGGAACAGGAGAUUAUCGACCAGUGCAAGAUUUAAGAGAAGUUAAUAAGAGAACACAGGACAUUCAUCCCACUGUGCCGAAUCCUUAUAACCUGCUAAGCUCUCUGGCCCCAGAAAACACUUGGUAUACAGUCUUAGAUUUAAAAGACGCCUUCUUUUGUUUGCGCCUGCACCAGAGUAGCCAACCGCUGUUUGCUUUUGAGUGGAAGGACCCCUCCACAGGAACUACUGGACAAUUGACCUGGACUCGCUUGCCACAAGGAUUCAAGAAUUCACCUACCCUCUUCGACGAGGCUUUACACCAGGACUUGGCCUUUUACCGAGCCUCCAACCCACAGGUAACCUUGUUACAAUAUGUUGAUGACUUGCUGAUAGCCGCCCCUACACAAGAAGUCUGCCAAGAGGCCACUGAAGCCCUUUUGACUGAACUUGCUAAGCUGGGGUAUAGAGCAUCUGCCAAAAAGGCACAGAUCUGCCAACAACAAGUGACUUAUUUAGGGUAUUCCCUGAGAGAAGGGAAAAGGUGGCUUACUGAAGCCCGGAAGCAGACUGUGACGCAGAUCCCGAUUCCUACUACUCCGCGCCAAGUCCGCGAAUUUCUGGGAACAGCAGGGUUCUGUAGAUUAUGGAUACCCAGAUAUGCCACCUUAGCCGCCCCCCUGUACCCCCUAACCAAAGGGGCAGCCCCGUUUGUUUGGGGACCUGAACAGCAACAGGCCUUUGAUGAGAUCAAGAAGGCCCUCCUGUCGGCACCUGCUCUGGCCUUGCUGGACGUGACUAAGCCGUUCGUCCUUUUUGUGGAUGAACGGGGUGGAGUGGCUCGGGGAGUGCUGACCCAGCAAUGGGGACCUUGGAAGAGACCUGUCGCCUAUUUGUCAAAAAAAUUAGACCCAGUAAGUAGCGGAUGGCCUGCCUGUUUGAGAGUAGUGGCGGCCGUGGCCCUCCUAGUUAAAGAUUCUGACAAACUGACACUGGGACAGAAACUUACUGUGGUUGCUCCGCAUGCGUUGGAGAGUGUAAUUCGGCAGCCACCCAAGAGAUGGAUGUCGAAUGCCAGAAUGACUCACUACCAAACCUUACUCCUGAAUCGUGAUCGUGUGGAGUUUGCCCCCCCUGCCAUUCUAAACCCGGCCACUCUGCUUCCCGAUUCGGGGAAGGAAGUGCUUCAUACCUGCCAGGAAAUCCUGGCUGAGGAGACAGGCACCCGCCAGGACUUGCAAGAUCAGCCCUUAGGAGGACCGGGACUCCUGACUUGGUAUACGGACGGGAGCAGUUACAUCAUGGAUGGUAAGAGAAUGGCUGGAGCUGCAGUAGUAGAUGAUGACCGGAUUAUAUGGGCCAGUGGACUCCCAAUGGGCACCUCUGCACAGCGAGCAGAACUCAUCGCCCUGACUCAGGCCCUAAGGAUGGCAGAAGUAAACGUGAGCAAAAAUCAAGCAAUAUCUGGAAAAAGACUUCGAGGAGAUCGCCCAGGAGCUUAUUGGGAAGUUGACUUCACUGAAAUUAAGCCUGCUAAGUAUGGAUAUAAGUACCUUCUAGUUUUCCUAGACACAUUUUCAGGAUGGACAGAGGCGUUCUCCACAAAAACUGAGACAGCCCAGACGGUGUCUAAAAAGAUCCUUGAAGAGAUAUUUCCCAGAUUUGGGAUCCCAAAGGUAAUCGGCUCCGACAACGGCCCUGCCUUUGUUGCCCAGGUUACGAGCCUUGGAGGCUGUGCAGAAAGAGGUGUGGGCCUCCAUCAAGGAAGCCUAUCGGCCAGAGGACCUCUCAGUGCCUCACCAGUUCCAGGUGGGAGACCCCGUCUACGUGAGAAGGCACCGGACAGGAAACCUCGAGCCACGGUGGAAGGGACCUUUCAUCGUCCUCCUGACUACUCCCACAGCUGUGAAAGUGGACGGCGUCUCUUCCUGGAUACACGCUUCAAAUCUAAAGAAGGCACCCCCGUCUGACUCGGACUGGUGAGUAACUCGGACUGA
Manis pentadactyla (Chinese pangolin) is the source of this 3006-nucleotide messenger RNA. RefSeq lists its product as uncharacterized. Gene Ontology annotation, molecular function: nucleic acid binding; RNA-DNA hybrid ribonuclease activity; aspartic-type endopeptidase activity. NCBI's taxonomy places the organism in Eukaryota, Metazoa, Chordata, Mammalia, Pholidota, Manidae. The transcript is spliced from 5 exons. Gene Ontology annotation, biological process: DNA integration; proteolysis. The record is from RefSeq and is a predicted model, not a curated record.